CUUAAACAGAUUCGGAUUGUAACCUAAAACCCGACCCAUGAUACCAGUUCCACAAAAACCUGUCGAACAUUUAUGCUUCUGCGACUUCAAAUCUGUCGAACAUUUAUGCUUCUGCGAGUUCAAAACACCCAUGAAUCGAUUUUUCAACGCUGCGACUAAAAAUCUCGGAGGUCUCAGAGGCUAUGCUGUUGGUGCAGAGGGUAGGAAUGUCUCUGAUGUUCGAAGCCUGAAAAUUGAAGGAGUUAAAGAUAUUAUAGCCGUUGCUUCUGGCAAAGGUGGCGUGGGCAAGUCAACUACUGCUGUUAACUUGGCUGUUUCACUAGCCAAUAAGUGCCAACUUAGUGUUGGAUUGCUUGAUGCUGAUGUAUAUGGACCAUCGAUCCCUACAAUGAUGAAACUUCAUGGGAAGCCUGAAGUAAGUAAAGGCAAUAAAAUGAUUCCAAUUGAGAACCAUGGAGUGAAGUGUAUAUCAAUGGGGUCUCUUGUUGAGAAAGAUGCUCCAAUUGUGUGGAGGGGUCCUAUGGUGAUGAAAGCUUUAGAACAAAUGACAAGAGGAGUUGAGUGGGGGCAGCUAGAUAUUCUUGUGGUAGAUAUGCCACCUGGCACUGGUGAUGCUCAAAUCUCUAUGUCACAGAGGCUGCAAUUAUCAGGAGCAUUGAUUGUAUCAACUCCUCAAGAUGUUGCAUUAAUGGAUGCUCGAAGAGGAGUGAAAAUGUUCUCCAAAGUCUCGGUUCCUAUAUUGGGGCUCAUAGAGAACAUGAGUUAUUUCAAAUGUCCACAUUGUAGCAAACCUUCUUACAUUUUUGGAAAAGGGGGGGCCCGCAAAACAGCUGAUGAAAUGGGACUAGGAUUUGUUGGCGAGAUACCGUUGGAGGAGGAGAUCAGAAGCGGGUGUGAUGAAGGUGUCCCUGUGGUUUUAUCUCAUCCAGAAUCUGCUGUUUCAGUAGCAUAUGGUGAUGUAGCUUUGAAAAUUAUCAGCAGACUUCAUGAAUUAGCAGCAGCUGAUCAACAGUUUAAACCUCAAAUAAAUCUAUAAAAUCACCAUUUUUAAAUCUCUUUAUUUGUUAUAUGUUUUGGUCACAAGUUAUGUUGAAUGAGAGAGGUCAAGACAUACAACUAGUUGUAGGCUUGUAGCAUAUAAACUGAGGGAGUUCCUGUUCCUUACAGGGUUAAAUGCUAUUUCAGUCAUGAAAUAGCUACAUAUUCUCAUUCAUUGUUUUUAUUAUAUAAUGAUUUGUUUUUUUUUUAA
Molecule: messenger RNA, 1249 nt
Organism: Lactuca sativa (garden lettuce)
Lineage: Eukaryota; Viridiplantae; Streptophyta; Magnoliopsida; Asterales; Asteraceae
Gene: INDH
Product: INDH1(iron-sulfur protein required for NADH dehydrogenase)
Biological process (GO): mitochondrial respiratory chain complex I assembly; iron-sulfur cluster assembly
Cellular component (GO): mitochondrion
Molecular function (GO): ATP binding; ATP-dependent FeS chaperone activity; 4 iron, 4 sulfur cluster binding
Source: RefSeq, a predicted model, not a curated record